UCUAUAUAAAUAACAAACCCACUGGCGCGCCCAGGACGGAGAACCCCCCUCUCUGGACGGCUUUUAAUCGAAAACGAAAGCUUUAAAAUUUAUAUAGAUAUUUUCCUAUGAAAGUAUUCGUCUAGAUACUUUUUAGACCGCGUUUUUUUAGCCAUACAGACAUGGUUCACGAGGAUUUGUUCGCACGCCUUAACGAAGCUGGAUAUAAGAACUGGUUAAAAGCCGGGUAUUGUCUCCUGAAAGUUAAAGACGGAUUGUGGGAAUAUGUAGACAGUGAAAUGCGGAUUUUUCACAACACAAUCAUCGAAAACAACACGUUCUUACAAAGAGGACAGAUGUGUAGAAGCAACUGUAGACCAAGAGGAAAUCAGUUUGAGUCCGCUUGUCCUCUCUGUAAUGAGUGGAAAAUGGAAAUAUUGAGACACCACACCAAACCACAUUGUAUUAUUAACUGGGGAAAUUGCAGGCCCUGGCUGUGGUCGAGCGAACAUUGGGAACUGGCAAAGGCUUUCAUGCCACGAGGGCUGGCAGAUUUAUCCAGAGCAGAUCAAUGUGAUGCAGCAGCACUGCUUAACCUCCUCCACUUCUGUGACCAUUUCAGCUUCAUCAAUCCGAAUAAUGUAACCGAGGUCAUCCGCUGUAGGAAUGAGUUGAUGCACUCGUGUGAGAUGCAGGUCUCAAACGAGUGGAUGGCACGCUUUCAGAAGAACCUGGAGCAGUUGUUACUAACUUUACGCCACAUCCCUAAAGUGGCUGCAGCAGGUCAACAGAUCCAGGAGAUGUUGUCUGUUGAUCUGUCAUUGCACAUCCCAGGGGUGGACAGCGUGGAUGGAGCCACAGUGGACGGAGUAUUGAUUGAAUCCAUCAGCCAGUGUGAGACGGAAUUGCUUAGGGAAUCUCUGAAAGACCUGUUAAACAACAGUGAACUCGAUGGCAAUGUCGUACCUCUGGAGAAACUCCAGAACAUUGAUAGAUUCCUAAGUAGCAACAAGGAUCUCGAAGAGGAGUUCAGUACAGAACUUCAGAGCCUUCGUGUCCUGGAAGCAAAACAGCUGCAAGGAGUGAACGCUGACAAUGCAGAAAGAUGACUGUGCUACAGAGACGGCAGAUGGAAAAGGACAUUAUAUUUUUGCAUAGGAAGUAUAUUAUUGCAGGGGUCAAUACAUGUAAAUGGAAAAUGUAUUUUGUAGUCUGGUUAUUAAUUCAGGUUUUUCAUAAUCUAGUCGUUCCAUUUAUCUUGCAACUGUACACAUUAGCACACAUGACAUGUUGGGGGGGGUUUAAGAUACUAUUCAUAGAUUUUUAUUAGUAUGCAAUUGUGUGAAAGUCACAUCCAAUAAAUUGUUAGUGCUCCUUCGAUCUAGGACAUUUCUUAGAUUGGAAGGAUAUAUGUCAUAUGAACAUUAUAUAAAUGUUCUCACGUGCCUCAUGUUUACAUAACUCCUGAUUAAAUACAAAAG
Messenger RNA from Hemibagrus wyckioides, 1460 nucleotides. RefSeq lists its product as uncharacterized. The transcript has 6 exons. The record is from RefSeq and is a predicted model, not a curated record. Lineage: Eukaryota; Metazoa; Chordata; Actinopteri; Siluriformes; Bagridae. Bases 162 to 1088 code for a protein of 308 amino acids.